Molecule: messenger RNA, 1810 nt
Organism: Rubroshorea leprosula
Lineage: Eukaryota; Viridiplantae; Streptophyta; Magnoliopsida; Malvales; Dipterocarpaceae
Source: the annotation of a GenBank genome assembly
GGAUUUUUCUUUAAAUAGUAGGAGAGGACAGGCAGUUCUGCAUAUCCAGCGUUCAAACCUUAACAGGUUUCAUCUUCUUCUUUAUCCUUUGUUUCUCUGCAAGCAAAAGGAAGAGAUUUCUGCAUAAGCCAUGGGAACUCAAGCUCCGGAUUAUUAUGUCAAUAACAAUACUGAUCAAAAGUUAGCCAAGCAGAAAGAAAUCGAUGACUGGCUUCCAAUUACCUCAUCAAGGAAUGCAAAAUGGUGGUACUCAGCUUUCCACAAUGUCACUGCUAUGGUUGGAGCUGGUGUCCUCAGUCUCCCCUAUGCUAUGUCAGAGCUUGGAUGGGGUCCUGGUGUGGUUGUAUUGGUGCUGUCAUGGACUAUCACUCUCUACACUCUAUGGCAAAUGGUAGAGAUGCAUGAGAUGGUUCCAGGAAAACGGUUCGAUAGAUAUCAUGAAUUGGGUCAAUACGCCUUCGGAGAAAAACUCGGUCUCUACAUUGUGGUGCCUCAACAACUCAUUGGUGAAGUUGGUGUGUGCAUCGUUUACAUGGUUACUGGAGGAAAAUCCCUUAAGAAGUUCCAUGAUACCGUGCACGGUACCGACAACUCCUUCAAACUCACCUACUUCAUCAUGAUUUUUGCCUCUGUGCACUUUGUUCUGUCUCACCUCCCCAACUUCAACUCCAUAUCUGGUGUCUCCUUGGCAGCAGCAGUCAUGUCCCUUAGUUAUUCUACAAUUGCUUGGGGGGCUUCAGUUGAAAAGGGUGUUCAGCCGGAUGUGCAGUAUGGCUAUAAAGCUAAGAGCACAGCUGGAACAGUGUUUAACUUCUUCAGUGCCUUGGGUGAUGUAGCUUUUGCCUAUGCUGGACACAACGUGGUGCUGGAGAUCCAAGCAACAAUCCCAUCUACACCUGAGAAGCCAUCAAAGGGUCCUAUGUGGAGGGGAGUCAUUGUGGCCUACAUAGUUGUGGCCCUGUGCUACUUCCCUGUUGCUUUGAUUGGAUAUUGGAUGUUUGGUAACUCUGUUGAGGACAACAUCCUCAUCUCACUGCAGAAACCUGCUUGGCUAAUUGCAAUGGCUAACAUGUUUGUUGUUGUUCAUGUUAUUGGGAGCUACCAGAUCUAUGCAAUGCCUGUUUUUGACAUGAUAGAGACUGUGCUUGUAAAGAAACUGCAUUUCAAACCCAGCAGAAUACUUCGGUUUGUUGCACGUAACAUCUAUGUUGCAUUCACAAUGUUCAUCGGCAUAACCUUCCCUUUCUUUGGUGGCCUUCUGGGAUUUUUCGGAGGAUUUGCUUUUGCCCCAACAACAUAUUUCCUUCCUUGUAUAAUGUGGCUUGCUGUCAAGAAACCAAAGAGGUUUGGCUUAUCCUGGUGGACUAACUGGAUCUGCAUUGUCAUCGGUGUUCUAUUGAUGGUCGUAUCACCUAUAGGAGGAUUAAGGCAAAUCAUCAUUCAAGCUAAGAAUUAUCAAUUCUACUCUUAAUUGUAUCCCAAACCAGAGGAAAGUAGAGUGCCAUACAAUACAACAAGGAAAACGUGAAGAAGACAAGGAUGGAGAUGAUGAUGGGAAGAGGAUUCAUCGGGUAGUCAGUACGUCAACAGGGUGUUUCUGCAUUGUUUUUCUGUGGACAAGAAAACAGAAACUGUUCGCAGCAACUAAAACAGAAUUCUCCUACAAUCUAUCAGAGUUUUCUUCAUUUUUUUUGCUUGUGUAUGCCUGUUCACACGUAUAAAAGUCAUUACUUCUUUGAGUGUUGGUGAAAGGAUGUUCUGUGUUUCUAAAUGUUAUACAAACUGAUUAAAAUGAAUGCUUGUACUCAAU